This is a messenger RNA of Melanotaenia boesemani (Boeseman's rainbowfish), 2759 nucleotides long. Its product is annotated as neurexin-3b-like. The transcript has 11 exons. The record is from RefSeq and is a predicted model, not a curated record. NCBI's taxonomy places the organism in Eukaryota, Metazoa, Chordata, Actinopteri, Atheriniformes, Melanotaeniidae. Bases 669 to 2759 code for a protein of 696 amino acids.
GAUGCGCGUUCACUGAGCCGGAGGAAGGAGAACCGCCGUCUUUUCCUCCACUGCGCCUCACUUGUAAUAAGCGCCUCAUCACUAUUUUCCCAGCAUCUCACCGUCCCGGGCAUACUUUAAUUGAAAAUUCUGCAGUUUUCGAAUGGGAUUUUGUUCUGGAUUAUUAUUAUUUGCUACAUUUGCAAUCGGACGUUAACCUUCCGGAGUCAUCUCCCCUGCAUGAAAAGGUCUGUCCAACGUGUGUCUGAAGCCAAUUGUCAAACCAUGGGGCGUGAAACUGGACCAUCCACAACUGUUAUGUGUUUCAAUCCAGGAAGUCGCCUCAAAGAAAAAUCACAAGAUCCAGCUCUGAACCACUGACAAAACACUCCCAAGGAUCACCUUGAUCAUAGCAUCUUCCCCCAUCCACUUGGUGUGGAAACUGCAUAUCUUCCCUUAUAUCUCUCUGUGUACUUGGCUGACAAUAUUAUAUUCCACCCAUUAUCAACAUUAGAUCUGUGUAUGAAACAACAAAAAGAAAUCGUAUUGUCUGCUUUCACAGUAAAAUAUUCCAUGUGGAAUAUAUUACUUAGUAAAUAAACUGUGGAGCAAAACUGUAAUCAAAUGUUAUUAUCACUUUGAGGAUCAAUUCCUAUUUCCUCCUCUAGUGUGCCCUUUUGUUCUCCACAAUGAAUCCUAACAACCUGCCUGGGCAUUUCUUUAUGCUGCUAAGUACCAUGCUGGGCCUGAGCGUAGGCUUGGAGUUUACUGGUUCGGAGGGCCAGUGGGCUCGCUACCUGCGUUGGGAUGCCAGCUCCAGAAGUGACCUGACAUUUCAGUUGAAGACCUCAGAACCGGAAGGUCUGCUGCUCUACUUCGACGAUGGCGGAUACUGCGACUUUCUGCUCCUCACUGUAUCCGAGGGUAAGCUGCAACUUCACGUCAGCAUCGACUGUGCAGAGACCACCAUCACCUCUGAUAAAAUGGUCAACGACAGCCGCUGGCACUUCGCUGCCAUCAACAGGCAAAAUUUGCGGACUGGCUUAGCGGUGGAUGGCCAGACCAAGACGGGGGAAGUCCGGCCCCAGCGGCAGUUCAUGAAAAUUGUUAGUGACCUGUUUCUGGGAGGGCUACCAGGGGAUAUCCGUGCAUCUGCCAUCACCCUGCCUUCUGUCCAUGAGCUUCCACCAUUCAAAGGAAUUAUCACCGACCUCAGUUAUGGGAGUAAGCUGCCCACAUUAAUCGAUAGUCAGAAAGUACGCUUGGAGAUGAUGGGCCUUUGCACAGAGAGCCCCUGUGAGAACGGUGGGAUCUGUUCUGUGGCAGAUGGAGAAACCUACUGUGACUGCUCCAAAACUGGAUAUGUAGGUCGAUACUGCACUGAAGCAGUCCAGAGAAAACCAGGCCUCGCACACCUGAAGGCAGAACAAGGUAGAAACAAAGCGAGGGAGGAAAAUGUGGCCACCUUCCGUGGUUCAGAGUACUUCUGCUACGACUUGUCGCAGAACCCGAUCCAGAGCAGCAGCGAUGAGAUCACUCUGUCCUUCAAGACCUGGCAACGUAACGGCCUCCUCCUCCACACAGGGAAGUCCGCAGACUAUGUCAACCUGGCGCUAAAAGACGGGGCGGUUUCCCUCGUCAUCAAUCUGGGUUCCGGUGCAUUCGAGGCCAUCGUGGAGCCAGUCAAUGGCAAAUUCAAUGACAACGCCUGGCAUGACAUUAAAGUGACUCGCAACCUGAGACAGCAAUCAGGCAUUGGACACGCUAUGGUAAACAAACUACAUUGUCUGGUGACAAUCUCCGUCGAUGGGAUCCUAACAACCACUGGCUACACCCAGGAAGACUACACCAUGCUGGGCUCUGAUGAUUUCUUCUAUGUGGGUGGGAGCCCCAGCACUGCUGACCUGCCAGGAUCUCCAGUUAGCAACAAUUUCAUGGGCUGCCUCAGAGAGGUGGUGUAUAAGAACAACGAUAUCCGGUUGGAGCUCUCUCGUCUUGCCCGCAUUGUUGACCCCAAGAUGAAACUCCAAGGCGACAUUGUCUUUAAGUGUGAAAACGUUCCCACCCUCGAUCCCAUCAACUUUGAGACCCCAGAUUCCUACCUUCCUUUGCCAAAAUGGAACACCAAACGUGUGGGCUCCAUCUCCUUUGACUUCCGUACCUCUGAACCCAACGGGCUUAUCCUCUUCACCCAUGGUAAGCCCCAGGACCGGCGGGAUGCGAAGGGCCAGAAGAACAACAAGGUGGACUUCUUUGCAGUGGAGCUGCUGGAUGGAGGGCUGUAUCUACUGCUUGAUAUGGGCUCUGGAACCAUCAAAGUCAAGGCCACCCAGGCUAAAGUCAACGAUGGCGUCUGGCACCAUGUGGAUAUCCAAAGGGAUGGUCGCUCAGGGAUAAUCUCAGUAAACAGCCGCAGGACACCUUUCACAGCCAGCGGGGAAAAUGAGAUCUUGGACCUGGAAGGAGACCUGUAUUUGGGUGGUCUUCCUGACAGCCGAGCUGGUUUGGUGCUCCCUACCGAACUCUGGACUGCUAUGCUCAACUACGGCUAUGUGGGCUGCGUGCGGGAUCUGUUCAUCGACGGACGCAGCAAAGACAUCCGGCAGAUAGCUCAGUCGCAGAAUGUGACUGGCAUCAAGUUCUCAUGCAGUAAGGUGACGGGGAAGCAGUGCGACAGCAACCCCUGCAAGAACAACGGGGUGUGUAAGGAAGGAUGGAACCGGUUCGUCUGCGACUGCACCGGGACUGGUUUCUGGGAUAGUACCUGUGAGAGAGGUUAA